Messenger RNA from Fusarium vanettenii 77-13-4, 1326 nucleotides. RefSeq lists its product as uncharacterized. Gene Ontology annotation, molecular function: transmembrane transporter activity. NCBI's taxonomy places the organism in Eukaryota, Fungi, Ascomycota, Sordariomycetes, Hypocreales, Nectriaceae. Gene Ontology annotation, cellular component: membrane. The coding region runs from base 1 to 1326 and encodes 441 amino acids. The record is from RefSeq and is a predicted model, not a curated record. Gene Ontology annotation, biological process: transmembrane transport. The transcript has 3 exons.
AUGGAUCAAUCUGCUACAACCGCAGCCUACGUCUCCGGCAUGAAAGAAGAUCUCUCCCUCUUCGGCAACGAGCUCGUCGAGUUCACCACCUACUUCUCCAUCGGCUAUGCCAUCUUCAUCGUGCCCUCCCAGCUGAUCCAGACCCGUGUCCGCCCCUCGCUUUUCCUCCCCGUGUGCGAGAUCAUCUGGGGCUUGUUCACCCUGUUCACGUAUAAGGCUGGUAACGCAAAGACCAUCUUUGCGCUGCGCUUCUUUCUCGGCGUGUUUGAGUCGACGUCUUGGCCUGGCAUUGUGAACUUGAUUUUCAACUGGUAUCGUCCUGAGGAGCUUGGCAAGCGCUUGGCAAUCUUUGGUGUCAGCGGUGUCGCGGGAAACAUGUUCCUCGGUAUCGUCCAAGCAGCUCUGUACAAGAACCUGAACGGUCACCUCGGCCUCGCAGGCUGGCAGUGGCUCUUCAUCGUCUCCGGCGCUAUGACCAUCCUCUGGGGUCUCGUUGGUCUCGUCAUCAUCCCCGACUCGCCAGCCAUCACCCGAGCGCUGUACCUUACUGAAGAAGAGAGGGAGUUGUCUCGACAGCGGAUGGCUGACAGUGGGACAAAGACGUCCAAGCUGAUCCCGUUCAAGACACUGGUUGAGAAGCUGAAGCUACUUGUCAAGAGCCCUCUCUCAUAUCUCUUCCUUGCUGCGUAUCUUCAGUUUGCCUGGAGUCAGCGCGCCAACGCAUACUUCCUUCUCUUCCUCAAGGGUCUCACAAACGCGGACGGAACCCCACGAUACUCGGUCUACACGGUCAACCUGAUUCCCCUCGGUGGAUACGCCAUCAGCAUCGUCUGCAAUAUCGGCCUGAAUGCCCUGAGUGAUUGGAAGGCUUGGCGAUGGCAGGUCAGUAUCGGCGCUGCAACGCUCCAACUCGUUGCAACUUCGGUCUUGUCAGGCUGGCCCGACUCCUGGCAGACCAUCAUGGCCUUUUACUUCUUGACAUUUGCCACGGCGGCUUGGGGAUAUGCGCUCAUUGCCUGGCUGGCCGAGAUCCUCCGCAAGGAGCCCGAAGUCCGGUCCAUCCUCGUCGCCAUGGCCGUCACGCUAGUCUACGUUGGCCACGCCACAAUUCCACUCCGUGCCUGGAGAGUCGCUGACUCCCCCAAAUAUCCCAUUGGUUUCCCUCUGGCUGCAGCCUUCAGCGUUGGAAGCAUUGUCGCCAUUAUGGGAAUGUGGUUCUAUGUGCGAAAGUACCCUGAGAUUGAGGACUGGGGUCUGGAUAGAGAGGCUGGACCAGAAGGAGCCUACGGGGAGGACUGCUCGGGUUUGAGGCAAGCAAAAUACUAG